This is a messenger RNA of Mesorhabditis spiculigera, 1068 nucleotides long. Lineage: Eukaryota; Metazoa; Nematoda; Chromadorea; Rhabditida; Rhabditidae. The record is from the annotation of a GenBank genome assembly.
AUGAAUUCGAAAAGUAGCUAUCUGGAGCCGGUAGAUGACGUCGGGAAUCAGAAUGGGAUGGAGGUGGUCGACAUGGACGGCGACAAUCCAACGAGGUGCGGAACAGUCUUGAAAGAGAUUGCCCUCCUCCAACCCGUCAAUUCGGCCCGCGGCGAGUACAUUCUGAAGCGCAUCCUCAUCGAGAAAGACACCGGAAAGCCAGCUACCGGCCCAUGCGUCGAUGCCCUGCAAGACACGUUGGACAAGGAGGACGCCCUCAAGCCGUCUUUCAUCAUGAAGCGCCGUAGCAUGGGUGGCGUCGACCCGCAGCGCCAGCCGCUUCCGGAACUUCCGGUUGAGCCCGAGCAGCCCGUUAACCCGAUCGUCUACUCCCCGCCGGUCAACCACCACCAUAACCCGCAUCAUCAACAUCAACUGCCACCUGUUGAUGACGUUGAUAGGAACAUGACCUUUGUCGACUACGACUCGCAAUUCACCGACGGCGAACUGCAACAGCUGUCUGCCCCGCGCCGCCCGUGGGGUCUCGAGGCGCCAUCUGUGCAGCAGCUGAACGGUCCCGCCUACAGGAAUGGACGCCGCAACAAGUGCUCCUACAAUCGCCCAGUACAACCUGUUCUCAACCCGGAAAUCCGCCCCAACCGCCGAGUAUGCCGCCGCCGUGACCUGCCCCCAGCGCCCCCGGCCCCGCUCCCGUUCUGCAACACCGAGAAGCCGUGGCUGAACACCGCCCCCUGCAUCAAUCCACCCACCACGCAAGCCACCUACUCCGAGGUAGUCCAGCUUCCGGUCGAAAUCGCCCCGCCACCCCCGCUCGUCUAUCCCCGAUCCGCCCCCCGGAAGUGCAAGAACAGCAAGGUCUCGCCGCUACCGAUUGGACGAAGGUGCAAAUCCCGGGGGUCGCAGCACCGUCUUCAGCCCUUGCCACCGAGCCAAGACUUCAGCGGCCCACGCUAUGAAGUGAACGGAAAUGGACAGGAUUCAUCCCUCGACCUCCAGCAACCAUACGAAUUCAGCUAUGAGGACCGUAAGAAGCGCGAGCCCAUCCCAGCCCUUCCGGUCUACCGAUUG